UCACCGAUAUUCUCGAUCAUCCUAGUCACUGUGAUCACAGUUGUAAUGACCGUGAUUUUUCCUAUAGAAAGUUUGACAGAUUUUCUCAGCUUGGGCACUUUGAUGGCCUACACAAUCGCCUCUAUCGCCAUAAUCAUCUUACGCUAUCGGCCACCGCCCGAAGUUUUCAUGACAAACGUCGAGGUGGCAGUCGAUGUAGUAGAAGAAAUCCCACCACAGCCUGGUACCAGUUCCGAAGGCCUCAUGGAAUCGGUGGACGCGAAAAAGCUGUCCCCUUCCGAGAAGAGUCCCUCAGGUUCUUCCUCUUUCCUGGUAAGCCAUUGCUAUUCUUCGCCGGAUGCGGAGGGUUUUUCACUUUAA
Messenger RNA from Protopolystoma xenopodis, 360 nucleotides. Lineage: Eukaryota; Metazoa; Platyhelminthes; Monogenea; Polystomatidea; Polystomatidae. The record is from the annotation of a GenBank genome assembly.